CUGCGAUGUUCCCGGACGUCCCCGACUCCGCCUGGGCGGAUAACCCAGACACCCUGGAAGACGGGCAACUCCAACUUUACUACGGAGUGUUCCUCCUCAAGACCACGGAACACGUCAUCCUGGUCGACACCGGCAUGGGACCCGGCCCGCAUCCCCGAUCGCGGCAACAUAACCGGCAACCUCUACGAGGAGCUACGGCCGCACCUGGAGUCCAACGUCGGCGUGAACAACACCAACGUCGGACCCAGCGACUCGGUCAACUACAUCAUCCACACCCACCUGCACGGCGACCACGUGGGCUGGAACCUGCGCUACUCCGGCGGUAUGCCCGCGCCCAAUUUCCGCCGCGCCCGCUACGUUAUGUCGCGCCCCGACUACGACUAUUUCACCUCGGCAGAGGGACGCCAGCGGUUCCCGUACAUCGACCGCCAGGUCAUGCCGCUGCGCCGGCUGCGCCUGCAGCAGAUCCUGGAGGAACCGGAGCACACCAUCAGCGACGAGAUUUCCAUCGCGCCCGCUCCCGGCCACACGCCGGGCCACCAGGUGGUGCUCAUCAACUCCAACGGGCAGCGCGGCGUGGUCAUGGGUGACGUGCUCCACACCAUCGCCCAGAUCUCCGAGCCUACCUGGUGCGCCGGCGUUGACACCGACAAGGAGCAGUCCGCUGCCUCCCGUGGCCGCCUGCUGGACGCUGCCGAGGAAGGUGACUGGAUCAUCUGCGCGGGACACUUCCCGCCCGGCAAGCAGAUCGGCAAGAUCGCCCGCGUGGACGGCAAGCGGGUCUGGCAACCACUCUAG
Molecule: messenger RNA, 798 nt
Organism: Geodia barretti
Lineage: Eukaryota; Metazoa; Porifera; Demospongiae; Tetractinellida; Geodiidae
Source: the annotation of a GenBank genome assembly